AUGGGAAAUAGUACAAAGAAUAUGAAGGGUGGCUUGGUCUACUUGCAAAAGAUUUCAACGAGGCAAGCUGCAUAUUAUCUCUGUCUGCCACUGAGCAAAACUAUGUGUGUUACUAAACUUUGUAUUGUUGUAUACCUGUCAAUUGCCCUGACAGAGUGUGUAGUGGUGUUGAAACCUAUAUCAACUCUAUACCUACCCUAUGUAUAUGUCGAUGACCAACCAUUGUAUGCACCUGGGAAUGAUGUAGCCGAGCAGCUUGCACAUGAUCCAAAGGACCAUCUAGUCUAUGUUGUAGGUACCCACGUGAUUCAUAUUCUCGAUGUUUCUGACGCUGACAAUCCGUAUAUUGUCUACCACAGUAACAUAACUCAAGGUGUCGCAACAGACAUUGAACUUUGCGGCGACUAUGUCGGUAUGUCCGUCGUUGCUGUACCAAAGACAUCACCGGGCACUGUGUUAAUAUUUGAUCGGUAUGACGGCACUGGUAUAUGGAACCCAAUCCAUGAAAUCACUGUUGGUGCUCUGCCAGACAUGCUUCACUUCACCAAAGAUUGUACGACUAUUGUCGUUGCGAACGAGGGCGAACCUGGUGAAUCGGAAUUGGAGGAAGGUACAUAUGUGGACCCCGAGGGAUCGGUCACGAUAAUAACGUUUCCAUCUAAAGACUUAUCGCAGACCCCUCAGAUUACAACCGCCGACUUUACUACAUUCAAUGACAGAGCGGAUCAAUAUGUGUCGAAUGGCGUAAGAGCGCCAAUGAUGGGACAGGUUCCACAGAUUUCUAGUGGUUUCUCACAAAAUAUGGAACCUGAAUACGUAGCCUUCAAUGAAGAUGAUUCCAUUGCAUAUAUUGCGCUGCAGGAAAGAAUAAACAUACAGUCUUGGCCAAUAUUAGGAAUGUAUCAACCAGAUGGCCUUAUAUACAUACAUAUAGACGAUGCUGGGUAUUUGGUCAUGGCAAAUGAAGGCGAUAGUAUGGAAAUAGAAUUUGAAGACGAUUCAUGGGACGAGUCGAUCACAGGCCACGUGUUUGUGCAAGACGACCUAUUGUCAACUACCGUAUCAGAUCGGAUAGCACACGCCCUUGCCAAUGAUAGUAUGCUAGGGCGUCUCGGUUUUAGCAUGGUUGAUGGCAAGAGUGCAUCAAAUUCUACGAAGUAUGACACAUUUUAUUCGUAUGGCGGUAGAAGUUUCUCCAUCAUCAGAACCUCGGAUAUGCAUAGUGUAUUUGAUAGCGGCAGUGAGCUGGAGUCAAUUCACGCAGAGGUUUACCCAUCUAUUUUCAAUAUGAAUGGAAAAUUUAGUAACUUAGAGGAAACACCAGAAGACUUAAUAGAUUCCAGAUCAGACAAUAAAGGGCCUGAACCUGAAUCAUUGGCAUAUGGCAAGGUUGGAUCAAAGGACAUUCUGUUUAUUGGCAAUGAGAGAAUGAAUACUAUUAUGUUGUACAGUGUUACUGGCGGUGGGGGAAUUUUAUCUGUUGCGUUUGAAAGCAUCUAUCGGGCUGGUGGUCUUGAUGAUACAUUUGAUAACUUAUACGGUGAACGCAAUUUAGGCGACUACGACCCGGAAGAUAUGAGAUUUGUAGAUGGUCCUGUUUCUCCAAAUGGCAGACCAAUGUUACUUGUUGCGGCGACGGUCAGUGGGACUGUCUCGCUCUAUGAAGUACUUGAAGAAGAACGCGAAACCCGCAGACCAGAUUUCAGAUCGGCAUACGAUAAAAUAGGUGUACAGAGAGGUGACAUAGAGCAACACAGUACAGGUUUCAGCAUGCCUAAUUUAGGCUCUGUGAUCUCUCCAACACGUGAAAAGUACAAUGUCAUGCUUGAUAUUUUGUCUAAGCAAAAAGUCUUGACAGACUUACCAAAGGGGCCAAUCAGAAUGAGUGUUUACAAACACUUCACAAAGCUGACCAUGGCUACACUGUUGAUAUACAAUUUAUCCUUUGACUGGGAAACACUGAACUGA
Molecule: messenger RNA, 1968 nt
Organism: Saccoglossus kowalevskii
Lineage: Eukaryota; Metazoa; Hemichordata; Enteropneusta; Harrimaniidae
Product: mesenchyme-specific cell surface glycoprotein-like
Biological process (GO): DNA integration
Molecular function (GO): nucleic acid binding; protein binding
Source: RefSeq, a predicted model, not a curated record